Molecule: messenger RNA, 1204 nt
Organism: Papaver somniferum (opium poppy)
Lineage: Eukaryota; Viridiplantae; Streptophyta; Magnoliopsida; Ranunculales; Papaveraceae
Exons: 7
Coding region: 225-1199 (324 amino acids)
Biological process (GO): proteolysis
Molecular function (GO): ATP-dependent peptidase activity; ATP binding; metalloendopeptidase activity
Source: RefSeq, a predicted model, not a curated record
UAAAUACAGAACUCAUUAGAAUUAUAUCUUAUAUUCCUUAAUUUCAACAACUCCAAUUCAAUUGUUUAUAUGUUAUCCUUUUAUGUCUGAAGUUUGUAUGGUUAAGAACCACUUCAGGUUUUACCCACAACAGCCAACAAACAAAAAAGUCCAAACUUUUUGAUUGUUUAUAAACUGAAGUUUCAGGUAGUACAAAUUUCUUGAUUCUGGGGCACAAAGUGAAAAUGGGUUUUUCUUUAUACUACAGCACUGGUGUGUGUAUGCCUGUUAGACCGGAAUUUGGAGUUCUUGUACCUGUAGUAUGUUCUGAACGGAAAGAACCUGGGGCAAUGCGUCUUCGAGUGCUAAGGAAAGUAGACAAUGAAUUGGCUAAAGGGAAUACUAAAACUGCACUUUCUCUUGUUAAGCAAUUGCAAGGGAAGCCCGGGGGUUUACGCGGUUUCGGUGGAGCUAAACAGGUACCUCUAAGACGAUACAGCCUGGAUGAACUGAAUCUGAGUGAAACGGAGAUUUCAACACUUCAACCAGUGAUGAAGUCAAUUCUGAAGUCUAUAAAUAUAAGUCUUCGCCUUGCUGCACUUCCAUCGGAGUCCCUUGAACGACUAGAGGAGGAAGGUAUGAAGCUUGACAUCGUGGAUGAUGUUCCCUGUGAAGAUUACCAUAGAAUGUGCACGCAACAUGAAGCUGGUCAUUUCCUGACUGCUUACUUACUUGGAGUACUUCCAAAAAGAUAUACAAUACCAAGUUUGGAAGCUAUGCGGAACAAUGAAUUAGUUGGAGGUCGAGUAGACUUUAUCGGGUUUGAGUUUCUUAGCAGUGUUAGAAGGAUGACAUCUUUGAAGGAUAAAAGGGAUGCUGGAAAAGUAUCCCCAAUGGAAAAUCGAGUUCAGGUGUCAUCUAGGAAUUAUAACAGGUUAUCAUGUGUGGCAUUAGGAGGAUUGACAGCAGAGUGCCUUUCAUUCGGAUACUCUGAAGGAAGCUUUAACGAUGUGGAACAGAUUGAAACAUUAUUCCAAUCUUUAGGUUUCACAAGGGCUGAAACAGAUGCCCAAAUUAAAUGGUCUGUACUGAAUACUCUUUCAAUGUUAAGUCGGCAUUACAGUGCAAUACUAAAACUAGCUGCUGCAAUGUCUUCUGGAAAAUCUAUUGGCUUCUGUAUUGAUACAAUUGAAAGUUCCUUGGUUGGAAGUGAAAUUUAGGUGCA